This is a messenger RNA of Xiphias gladius (swordfish), 2004 nucleotides long. RefSeq names its product collagen alpha-1(I) chain-like. The transcript is spliced from 4 exons. NCBI's taxonomy places the organism in Eukaryota, Metazoa, Chordata, Actinopteri, Istiophoriformes, Xiphiidae. The record is from RefSeq and is a predicted model, not a curated record. The coding region runs from base 152 to 943 and encodes 263 amino acids.
CUCUAGCUCCUCCUCUUGCUCCUCCCCUAGCAUCUACCCUAGCUCCCCCCUGAGCUCUCCCUCUUAUUCCCCCCCUCCAGGGUCAGAGGCGCACCACUGGGCUCUUGUGGCAUCAGAUCACCCAACCAGGAUCAUCCUAAGAAGGCUGCCGAUGACGAGCUCCUUGAUCCAACCUCGGAGACCCAGUGAGCCUUCGGAAGCGGGCCCCCCUGGAACAGCAGAGCCACCCAGUAAGCGUGUGGCAGCGGGCCCCCCUGGAACAGCACAGCCACCCAGUAAGCGUGUGGCAGCGGGCCCCCCUGGAACAGGUAAGCCACCCAGUAAGCGUGUGGCAGCGGGCCCCCCUGGAACAGCAGAGCCACCCAGUAAGCGUGUGGCAGCGGGCCCCCCUGGAACAGCAGAGCCACCCAGUAAGCGUGUGGCAGCGGGCCCCCCUGGAACAGGUAAGCCACCCAGUGAGCCUUUGGAAGCGUGCCGCCCUGAAAUGCCUGGGUUGUUUGGGAACAGGCCUGAGCCGGAGUGGGCGAAGAACCUGAGGCGUCUCAUGGAGAGUAGAGAACCAUUCGACUCCAUGGGGCGCAAGAGAGCUGUUGAACCUGCAGGUAAGACUCCAGGUAAGCGUGUGGCAGCGGGCCCCCCUGGAACAGCAGAGCCACCCAGUAAGCGUGUGGCAUUGGGCCCCCCUGGAACAGGUAAGCCACCCAGUAAGUGUGUCGAAGCGGCCCCCCCUGGAAAAGGUAAGCCACCCAGUGAGCCUUUGGAAGCGUGCCGCCCUGAAAUGCCUGGGUUGUUUGGGAACAGGCCUGAGCCGGAGUGGGCGAAGAACCUGAGGCUUCUCAUGGAGAGUAGAGAACCAUUCGACUCCAUGGGGCGCAAGAGAGCUGUUGAACCUGCAGGCAGGGUGUCUGCACAGAGCGAGCGUGAUCUGGGGGGGAUAGCGUGAACCUCCAACGUGUUUCGACCUCCCAGUGAAGCUCCUCGGUGACAGAAAAAGAAAAGGAUGGCGACACCAUGUCAAGGAGGUUCAUAUGUCUGUCGACGCCCACCCUAGACCGACAGAGUCUGCAGUGACGAGGACCUCGGUGCGGGGUCCACAAUAGGUAGAGAAGAAGGAGAAGAAAUGGUUGUAGUGGGAGAAGCUGUGAGAGUAGUGCUAGCAACAUGGGUGUAGAAACUGGUGCACCCUGUCACAGGGUCCAAACUGGGAGGGAAAAGUAAUCUUAGCAGUAGCAGGUGUAGUUGCGUUAGAGAAGAAGUAUUACAGUAGGAAAGAGAAAGUAUGUGAGAGAGAAGAGAAGACAAGAGGAAGCCAGGAAAAAAAGAGAAGAGAAGGGAGGCGAAGAGAAAAGAAAGGAAAAGGUGAGAUGAAGAUUACAGCAAAGAGAAGAGGAGUUAGGAGGCAUUACGACGUGUGAACGCUCUCAUGUAAAAGGUAAAUAUUUCAUGUUAUUGUCAGAUUUCAUGCAAAAAUGAAUUAUUCCUCUGUUUACCUGAUUUCUAAAGUUUCUAACUAUGACCUGCUUGUCUCCCAUUUUUCUUCAAGAGGGAGGAGAGGAGGCGGGAGGGCAACGUGACGUGUGAACCCUCUCAUGUAAAAGAGAGAGGAGAGGAGAAACAAUUAAAGAAGAGAGGAGAAAACAAAACUAGAAAAACGGAGAGGAGCGGAGGCGGGAGGGCAACAUGACGUGUGAACUCCCUCUCAUGUAAAAGAGAAACACAGAGAUACCGAAGACAGGAGAAAAUGAAACGAGAAGAAAGGAGAGGAGAGGAGGCGGAGGGCGAUAUGAAGAGUGAACCCUCUCAGUCAAAAAGGAAAGAUCAGUUUAAUUCAUAUUAUCUAGAUGAUACACAUGAAUAAUCCAUCUCUUCACCAUUAUUCUCUGAAGAUUUAACUGUUAUUCCCCCUUUACUGCAUUUGUUUUUAUUUUUUUGGAAAGAGAAAAGGAAAAGACAGGAUUUAAGAAGAGACUGAAGAGACGGGAAAAGAAGAGAGGAGAAGAGAAA